AUGUCCUCUUCUCUGUUCUCGUCGUUCCAAGAGUUGGGAAGGCAGCUCGAGGAAGCUUGUUCCUUGAUGAAUAGUUCCGACAAUCAGAAGAGAAAGGAAUCGGAGGCUUUCAUUCAACAUUGCCAAAAUCAACCUCAACCUUAUGAUUUUUGCAGACACAUUCUCGAAGGCCAACAAUAUUCGGAAGUAACAAAAUUCUUUGCUUCCAAUAUUAUGAAAAAGGCUAUCAUUCAAGAAUGGAGUGUUUUGGAUCUGAAUGUAAAACUUCAUCUCAGUCAAUACAUUUUUGAAUAUAUCACGUCGGUCGUUCUCGGAGGAAGCGUACCGUCAAGUACAACUCCCAGUGUUGGCUCCAUAAAACCACCAUCAAUUUUACAACAAAUAGUUAAUCAAUUGCUGCAAAGCUAUGCAAUAAUACAGAAACGUUCAUGGAUUGACGAAGAAGGAGGUGGAAGUCAAUUUCGAGAAAUGACUUUUAAACACAUUCAACAUUUAUUGAAUCAAGACAAUCAAAUGGUACAACAAAAAUCUCAAAACUUGGCUCUACAACUCUUAUUGAGUUUAAUUACUGAAUUUUCUCUUGGUGGAUCAUCAUCUGAAAUUGGAAUGAAUUGGGAAUUUCAUGAAAAGUCAAGAAUUUUAUUUCAACAAGAUUUCCUCCCAAAUUGUUUUGGGUUAGGUAUUGAUAUUUUAAAAAGAUCUCUUUCGAUUCGAGAUGAAUCACUGUUUUUUGGAAGAGUUACCAAUGACGAUGUUUCAGAAUUAUUGAAAAUGUCAGUGAACGCUCUUGAUUUGAUUCGAGAGGUACUUUGUUGGGAUUUUUCUCCAUUCAAUGAAGUUAGCUCUCUCAAAUCCAUAAUUUCCACCAAAAUGUAUAAAAACAAAUAUGCUAGUAGUGGUGGAGGUGCUGGCUCUGCUUCCAUAGAACAAGGAAAAAUUAGCCCAAAUUCUAAAGAAUGGAAAGAAAGGUUUACGAAUACUGAAAUUUUGAACAUGUUUAUUCAACUUCACCAAAAAUUUAGACAAGGUUUGAUGUCUGGUGCCACUUCAUCCAAUGCAUUAGAGGCAGAACUUUUCAUCAGAAUUACUCACCAAGUGAGACUUUGCCUCACCCAGUGGUGUAACAUUUCCAACGAAUGCUUCGAAAAUGACAAGAUGGCCAAACUUAAUUUCUUUGUUGGUUUACUGUCGAGUAUUUUUACCCUGAUGGGAAAUGCACUACAAACAUACACGUCUCUAGAAUUUUCGCUCAUUUGCGGACAGGAAAUUUACGACUGCACACAAUGCAUUUACAGACUUUUUAUUAAUUUUGGAUUUUUACCCUUCAUUGAAAUUUAUCAAUCCCAAACUAAUCAGGCUCAGUUCUUUGAAAUUAUGCAGCAUUUAACUCAAGCUACUAUUCGCACUAUGGAAAUAUCGCCCAACUUUAAUGACCAAUUUAUUGUGGACGGCUUAACAACUCUCCUAGGAUGUUGGAGCAUUAUUUGUGACAGCGUUGCUACUUCUCGCCUCUCCGUAUCAGGAAACUAUCUGGAUGUGAAGGGUGCUGAUUUUGUUAGACAAUGCUGUUUUGAAAUUUUUAAAAGUUUUGUGAAUUUGAAAGUGCCAGAACAAAGACCCAUUUCUAACAACGAGGAUGAUGAAGACGAAGAAGAUGACAAUGAUGAAUUAUUUGUGGAUGAACAAUUGAACGCCAUGGGAGUUAUGGGCCGACAACUCGCAGAGUCAUCUCUACAACUAUUGUACCACAAGUUUUCUACUCGCUUCUCACAACUGCAAUCAUUGUUUGGACAAAGUUUCCAGGCAAGUCGUGCUCUCGAUAAUUUAUGGGAAGAUUUUGAAUGGAUCAUUGAAAUUGCUGGCUAUGUAGUAGCAGAUGAUGCUGAAGGUGAAACACCUACCCUUCCUUCAGAAAUUGUAGAUCUCACCGAUGACGCUGAAGACAAUAUUUUCUUUACAUUUGUGAAUGGAGUGUUAAAAUUCUCGCAAUUUGAGUUGCUGUGCUUGUCAAAGAGUCCGCAAAUGCUUAGCCCAAGAAUUUCCAAAACAUUAAUGUGGUUCUUUUGGAGAUGGGGUCAAUCCUAUCUCAUGCCGGAAGUUUCACAUUACACUGAAAAUAUUAGUAGAACCAUCCUGGCAAUGUACGGUGAAAAAUCAGAGAAUGGUAUCAAAUUUGUGGAUUAUUUACUUCAAAAGAUUUCGCAUAAUUUGGCACAUUGGUCCAGUGAGCACGAUACUUGCCAAGAAACUCUCAAGCUUUUCAUUGUCAUGUCCAAAAAGAAGUCCAUUCAACGAUGCGUUGUUAAAACCAAUACUUUUGCAGAAAUUGUCAAGAACGAUUUCAAUACUUUUAAUACUCUUCAUAAGGCUCCUAAUUGGGUGAAAGGAAAACUCACUCAAUGCAUAAUUGCAUGUUGUCCUUCAUUCAUUAAGGUUAGUGAAGAGGGUCAGAAAAAUUUUGAUGAACUUCAGCACGUACUAAAUUUGGUACUAGUUCCAUUGAGAGAUCAAUUCAACUCAAUUCUCGCAAAGAGUGACUUUCAUGAGACUUAUCAACAAGCUCAAGUGAUGGAACAAUUAGAUUAUUGCUUUGAAAAAUUCCUCGGUAUCGCCAAAGGUUCUACCAAUCCUGACAUUGCUUCGGCUAUGGUUCAAUUCUUUAAUACGGAGCAGAUUUUAGUGAAUUUAGUGAAACUCUUGCAUCAGUAUUAUCUUCAUGAACAAUUUGUCACUCUCAUUAUUCGUGUUUUCAAGAGCUGUAUCAAGGCAUUUGUGAACUCUAUAACAAAGGACCAAUGUAAAUCUCUAUUUGGCAUUGCUCUCACCAUGAUCCAAACCUUUACACAAAUACAUUCGAAAAAGAAUGGUGACAUUUCACAAGUAGGAGGUUCCAAACAUCGAAGACCGACAGCCUUGGAUGAGUUAUCAGAAGAAGAACGAUACAAGGAUUUAUUACUCAUCUUAAAGAUGCUCACUUGUAUGAUAUCGAGAGAUUUUUUGGAUUUUUCUGAGGAUGGUAGUAGUGCAGUAUUUUCUGCCGAGGUUCGAGUGAAAACAGAUACUCACACAACAGAUGCACUUGUAAAUUAUGUUUUUCAAGGAAUUCAUUUAAUGUUACCAUUGAUAACGAUAGAACUUUUAGAUUUUGCUCCACUAAGAAAACAAUACUUUAGAUUGAUUGCAUUCAUGAUGGAAAUGUAUCCUGAGAAGGUGACCAUGUUACCUCAACCAUUAUUUAAUCAUUUCAUUAAUGCUCUAGUUUUUGGAUUGAGGCACUUCGAGUUGGAUAUUGCACAAGAAAGUUUUGAUGCCAUACAUGCUCUCUCGUCUUUCCGAUCUCAAUAUCCAACGUCGUUUGAUUUACAGGAUCAAUCAUUUGUUGGAAUGCUGAUUAAGGAAUGCAUCAACAUGUUGUUAUAUGAAACUUUUGAUAUCGAACUUUUACAUAAUAUCAGUGACACGUUGUUUGGAUUGAUUUUGUGGGAUCAAAAUAGUUAUAGGAUGGUGGUAGAAAGUGUUCUCCAAAAUGAACCUUCUCAUUCCCAAGAUAUUGCUAAAGGUUUUCAAUAUUUGGACAAUGGUAUUACUGAAAUGAGCUUGCAACGAAGAAACAUGGUCAAAUUUUAUGAAAAUCUCGAAAAAGUCAUACCAAAAAUUCGUUGCUUCACAAGAAGAAAGUAA
Messenger RNA from Naegleria lovaniensis, 3681 nucleotides. RefSeq lists its product as uncharacterized. Bases 1 to 3681 code for a protein of 1226 amino acids. Lineage: Eukaryota; Heterolobosea; Eutetramitea; Acrasida; Naegleriidae. Gene Ontology annotation, molecular function: small GTPase binding; nuclear export signal receptor activity. Gene Ontology annotation, cellular component: nuclear pore; cytoplasm. The record is from RefSeq and is a predicted model, not a curated record. Gene Ontology annotation, biological process: protein export from nucleus. The transcript is spliced from 5 exons.